Closterium sp. Naga37s-1 is the source of this 3274-nucleotide messenger RNA. The record is from the annotation of a GenBank genome assembly. Lineage: Eukaryota; Viridiplantae; Streptophyta; Zygnematophyceae; Desmidiales; Closteriaceae.
GCCUACCGAGGCGAGCAGUGAGGCAGUAGCACAGGCGCAUGGGUCGGCUCAAGUUGCUGGGGUAGCCGCAUAUGUAUUCCACGUUGAGGCAGCAACACGGGGACUGGAAGAGGUGAGAUCCUGGAGACGUGGGCUUCAGGAGCAGUUGGGCGGCGGACUGGCUGUGGCAGACGAGACGAACGCCGGUGUUGUGAGCAACCGCAGCAACAUGGGCUCUGCUGCUGCUGCUGCUGCUGCUGGUGGUAUAUCUGAUCCUCCUGUGGGUGCUUCUACUGCCAGUGCUAGUGCUGGUAACGAUACGAGUGGUGGUGGUGAUAGCAGCACCACUGCUGAAAACAGUGUCAGUCCUCCCGGUAACCCUACUGGAGCUGGUAACGCCACAGCUCCCAUCAGCAGCGGCAUAACGCCUGGGGGGAACAGCAGUGCUGCUGGUAACUUCACUGGAACCGGUAACCUCACUGGAACUCAGAACUUCAGUGGGCCUGCUGGCAAUGGCACGGAGUGGGGUGCGGUGCGGUACUUCACGGUGGGGCAGGAGGCGUUCGUGUGGGGGUAUCCUGUGGUUACCUUCUUCCGCCAGCAGGCCACCCGUGCUGCCCUCAACGCCUUCUCCUACGCCAACACCACCGCUGUUGUCGGCACCACCAUCCUCCUUGUGAACGCUGUGGACGGCAAAGCCGUGGACGCUGCGAAUGGCAACGCCUUCCUCUUCUUCUUCCUCCAAAAUGAGGCUCUCCUCUCCCCAAUGUGGACACGGUGUCACGGUGUAUGGAGGAUCCUUCCCCCUGCCCCCUUCCCCCUUCCUCCAAAUGUUCAGGAAUCCUCACUGCACGCCCUUGCAAUCUCUUACCCACCCCACCCAGGCGUGGCUCUCCCCAAUGUGGACACGGUGUCACGGUGCGUGGCGCUCCCCAAUGUGGACACGGUGUAUGGAGGGGCCUUCCUCUACCUGCGAGACCAGCCCAUGGUGAGGGGCUCUGCUACAGGUGAGGGGCCGUUACUACAGGUGAGGGGCGCUGCUACAGGUGAGGGGCCGUUACUACAGGUGAGGGGCGCUGCUACAGGUGAGGGGCCGUUACUACAGGUGAGGGGCGCUGCUACAGGUGAGGGGCCGUUACUACAGGUGAGGGGCGCUGCUACAGGUGAGGGGCUGUUACUACAGGUGAGGGGCGCUGCUACAGGUGAGGGGCCGUUACUACAGGUGAGGGGCGCUGCUACAGGUGAGGGGCCGUUACUACAGGUGAGGGGCGCUGCUACAGGUGAGGGGCUGUUACUACAGGUGAGGGGCGCUGCUACAGGUGAGGGGCCGUUACUACAGGUGAGGGGCGCUGCUACAGGUGAGGAGCCGUUACUACAGGUGAGGGGCGCUGCUACAGGUGAGGAGCCGUUACUACAGGUGAGGGGCGCUGCUACAGGUGAGGAGCCGUUACUACAGGUGAGGAGCGCUGCUACAGGUGAGGAGCCGUUACUACAGGUGAGGAGCGCUACUACAGGUGAGGAGCCGUUACUACAGGUGAGGGGCGCUGCUACAGGUGAGGAGCCGUUACUACAGGUGAGGAGCGCUGCUACAGGUGAGGAGCCGUUACUACAGGUGAGGAGCGCUACUACAGGUGAGGAGCCGUUACUACAGGUGAGGGGCGCUGCUACAGGUGAGGAGCCGUUACUACAGGUGAGGAGCGCUGCUACAGGUGAGGAGCCGCUGCUACAGGUGAGGAGCUGCUGCUACAGCAUCGGGUUCUUCCAGCUCUACUACUCGGAUUUCAGUGUGAACGGCAGCCAAGCCACUCUCUCUCAUCCAACCCCUUCCUUCCUUCCUCCCUCCCUUGCGUUGGUUGGCAGCAUCGGAUUCUUUCAGCUCUACUACUCGGAUUUCAGUGUGAACGGCAGCCGGGCCAACGGGCCAGGGCCAAACACGUUCACCGUUGUCGGGCCCGACUGGGCAGGGGAGUUGCCUGCUGACCUCUCACCCACCGUCAUACGGUCACCCACCAAUGACGCGCUCCUGUUGAUGCGAGUGGUCGUAUCAGAAAACGUCACCAACGACAUUGCUACAGUGCUCGACCUCUACAGUCAAGUCUCGCUACAGUCACUCUCAGAGGCACUAGGCGGGCCUGCAGUUCCGCCCCUCCCCAAUCCGCCCCUCCCCAGCUCCAACCUCUCCGAGGCCCUCCAACGCAUGACUCUCAUUGGCGAGGGCCUUCAGCGGGACCCACCUGCCAAUAACAGCGCCAACAACCGCGUCGUUCGAAUGCUCGCGACCAUCAACGUCACCCAGCAGUACGGUUUCGACCCCUACAGCGUGACACAGCAGCAGGCAGCAGCACUAGAGGCAGCAAGAUUGGUGACAGACCAGGAAUUGAGCAUUGCCAACAGGAUCAUUCAGAUAAACGAAUCACUCAUUCAGUCGGACGAUUUCUGGGCGUCGUCACUCAACUGGCUGGGCCACGACUUUGACCGCGAGUUCUUCUAUCGCGCCACCUUCUCAUCCUCGGGAGGCAUCGGCGCUCUCCCCGCCACCGAAGUCAUCUACUUCCUCACCUUCCUCGCCCAGGCCGUUCCAACGCUGCAAGGCCUGUUUCCCGGCAACCCUGCAGCACCUACUCCCUUGUCAGGAUCACCCCUGACAAUCCCUCUCAACACCACCGCACCAACCAACACCACCACACCAACUAACACCACCACACCAGCCAACGUCACCACACCAACCAACAUCACAUCUUCAACUAGUACCAACCAGACAUCUCCCGAACCUCCCAGCCUCCCCUCCUCGCUGCCUCCCUUCCGCCGCUCCCCCCCGUUCGUCCCGCUUGAAGGCCCACUGUGCUUCCGCCUGCGCCUCACCCCUCCCCCGGUCGACUCCUUCUGGUCGGUCACAGUCUACAACAGCACCUCUCUAAACCUUCUAGAAGGAGUGACCAAGUAUGGCGUGGGCGACAGGACUCCAGGCCUGCUGUACAACCCUGAUGGCACUCUCACCAUCUACAUUCAACCCACUUCGCCCGGCGAAUCGCUCGAAGUCAACUGGAUUCCUACUGUCAACUCGACAAGGAGUGCAGUGGUGCUGCGAGCGUACGGCCCCUCACAGCUCAUUCUCAACGGCACGUACCGCCCGCAGCCAGUGCAGCUCUUCCCUCCCGGCCCCACGUGCCAAGGGGAGCAACAGGGCAGUGUCACUCUCACAACCCCAGAAGGACGACAGGAGGGAAAUGCCACACUCCCAGCGCCAGCAGGGCAGCAGGAAGGCAAUCGCACUCUCAUAAACCCUGUUACUUAG